AUGUUGAGUGUAUCAGAUCAUGAACGCACAACAACUGCGCCGGUGUCUCAAUUUCCAGAUCCUAUCCCUAGCCAUCCAGGGCCGCCAGGAAUCCCUGUCUCUGCAUCACCAUACCAUCAACCCCAGGACUAUUCGUACUUCACCACCACAGCUGCGCAUCCCCAGACCAUAGCGACGACAUCCGACAAUAUAGCCGAAGGAUGCACCCUUGACGAGAUCUUAGGCCAUACAGCACAUUUCAUGGGCCUGUCAGGAGAACAAGACAUGAAUCUCCUAUCCUCAUUCCGCUCCGAUAUUCUAAACGAAACCAACUAUGUUGAUGUCAACUUCUGCCGAGUUGAGCCUGGGAACUCUUCCCAAGGUUUGCCGCCAGUUCACUUCUCUGUGGUCCGUGACUGCUUCCCGGAACGAGACCAUAGAGCUAAAUUGCUGGCAUCGAAUGGGAUUGAAGAGAUAGUUGGUGAUCGUGCCGACAGGCUGGUACGGUUAUAUUUUGAAUAUGUGCAUCCGGCAUUCCCUAUCCUAUCUAAGGGAAGGUUCCUGAGGGAGUAUAUGCAGGAUAAAUAUAGGAUCCCUGCGUCUUUACGGGGCGCGGUGUAUGGACUUGCCAGCUCGUUCAUAGCGCAGGACGACACUCUCCGAGAGACUCAACCGAUCAACCAAGCAGCUCUCUUCGAACAUGUCCAUUCCUCACUAAACAGAGAGCUAGAGUCUCCCAAAAUCGCGACUCUCCAAGCAUGUCUGCUCGUUCUGCAUGAACAACCUGCCGAGAACGGAACGACAGAAAGUCCAAAGGUAUGGGCCUUUUCAGGACAGGCGGUUUCGUGUGCCCAUGUAUUGGGUCUACAUCGCGAUCCUACAUUCUGGGAUAUACCAGAAUGGGAAAAGCGACUUCGAAGGAAGCUCUGGUGGGCAACUUUCUAUACGGAUAGAUGGACGUCGAUAUGUCACGGCAACCCUCCACAUAUCCACAACGACUCCUUCGAUACCAGGGACAUUGAAAUUGAGGAUCUUAUGUCCGACGAAGACGUGGGUGGUCAUGCAUAUUCUAUGGUUGUGCAGGAGGGUGACCGACCCUAUGCAAUAUCGCUAGCAGUACGAUUCAUCGAGCGGAUAAAACUGACCAAAAUGUUGGAUAACGUGCUUGGAUGUUCAUUCACGCUCGCGGGGUAUAGCGAAUCGAUCAAGGGACAUAUUCCAAAGGAGCAGUCACUGCUGAGAUGCCAGGCAGCUCUGCAGAAUUGGAUGUCGUUGCUGCCGCAGUGUCUUGGCCUUUCCUUCUCUCCGCAAGGAGUAGAGCAUUGUGUCAAUGCAUCCCUCCACCUUUCAUUCUACGCGACUGAAACGCUCCUGUUUAGGGCCCUGAUGACUCCUGCAACCGUACAUUCAAAAACAACGCCCUCUUCCAGUCUCAGACGACAUUUCGAUGGUGCUCUGGCCUGUUUCCGAUCAUUCGUCCGGUUCGUCGAAACCAUCCAACAGGAUACUCUGCAGUCAUUCUGGGGUCGUCACGCUCGCAGUAACUUCAUCCUCUGCACGAACUUCCUCAUCUACUUAUUCCUUUGCGCCUUCACACCAGACCGCGUCACUGCAGCGUACGAAAUGUUAGAAACAUUCCACAGGACGAUCAAGCAUCUCUCGACGCUGACGGACGAGAGAAAUAUUGGGCUUUUGAGGCCUGCUGUGCUUCGGAUCGAUUCAUUUUUCGGGCAAGCGGUGGAGAUCAUGAGGGCGCAGGCUGAGAUUGUUUCGCCGUCGACCGGCGUGGGGGUGCUUGGAGAGCAGCGGUGGGCGGUUUGA
Messenger RNA from Arthroderma uncinatum, 1800 nucleotides. RefSeq names its product fungal specific transcription factor domain-containing protein. Gene Ontology annotation, molecular function: DNA binding; zinc ion binding. NCBI's taxonomy places the organism in Eukaryota, Fungi, Ascomycota, Eurotiomycetes, Onygenales, Arthrodermataceae. The transcript has 4 exons. Bases 1 to 1800 code for a protein of 599 amino acids. Gene Ontology annotation, cellular component: nucleus. The record is from RefSeq and is a predicted model, not a curated record. Gene Ontology annotation, biological process: DNA-templated transcription.